Messenger RNA from Oncorhynchus keta (chum salmon), 2023 nucleotides. It is a transcript of the gene cpn1, whose product is annotated as carboxypeptidase N, polypeptide 1. The coding region runs from base 240 to 1574 and encodes 444 amino acids. Gene Ontology annotation, molecular function: metallocarboxypeptidase activity; zinc ion binding. The transcript is spliced from 9 exons. NCBI's taxonomy places the organism in Eukaryota, Metazoa, Chordata, Actinopteri, Salmoniformes, Salmonidae. Gene Ontology annotation, biological process: proteolysis. The record is from RefSeq and is a predicted model, not a curated record.
GGGGGCUGUCCUUAUUUGCUCUUCAGUGUGGGGGUGUAGGGCGCUCGUGGGAGGAGGCAGAAAACAGAGAGAGAGACAGAGAGAGAGAGAGAGAGAGAAUUAGAGAGAGAGAGAGAGACAAAGUUAGAGGAACAGAGAGAAUAAGUGAGAGACAGGCUCUAAGGCAGUUAGACGAAGAGAGGGGUUGGCAGUCAAGGGAAGCUCAACUCAUCUCCAAUUCCCUGCUACAGUGAGUGACCAUGUGGCUGGGGUGGAAUAUUGUCUGGCUCGGGGCCCUUCUCAUUGGCCUAAAUGGGACUGUAGCCUGGGCAUCUGACAUCCAGCACCACCGCUAUGAGGAGUUAGUGCGGGCCCUGUUCGUAGUGCAGAGCGAGUGCCCAUACAUCACACGGAUCUACAGCAUUGGGCGCAGUGUGGAGGGACGCCACCUCUAUGUACUGGAGUUCAGUGAUACCCCAGGCAUCCACGAAGCAAUGGAGCCCGAGUUCAAGUAUGUGGGGAACAUGCACGGGAAUGAGGUGCUGGGUCGGGAGCUGCUGAUCCAGCUCUCCCAGUUCCUAUGUGAGGAAUACCGGGCCGGAAACCAGAGGAUCACACGCCUCAUCCAUGACACGCGCAUCCACAUCCUGCCUACCAUGAACCCAGAUGGUUAUGAAGUGGCUGCCAAGCAGGGUCCUGAGUUCAAUGGCUAUCUAGUUGGGCGAGGCAACUCCAGGGAGGUGGACCUGAACCGGAAUUUUCCAGACCUGAACGCUCUCAUGUACUACUACGAGAAGACUAAUGGUCGGAACCAUCACCUGCCCCUACCUGAUAACUGGGAGCAUCAGGUUGAACUGGAGACACUGGCAGUGAUAAAGUGGAUGCAGAACUAUAACUUUGUUCUGUCUGCUAACCUGCAUGGUGGGGCAGUGGUGGCAAACUACCCCUUUGACAAGUCAAGAGACCCCCGAAUCAGAGGCAAGACUACAUACGCCACAACCCCAGAUGACAAGAUAUUCAAAAAGUUGGCCAGGACGUAUUCAUAUGCCCACAGUUGGAUGCAUAAGGGGUGGAACUGUGGAGAUUUUUUUGAUGAAGGGAUCACCAAUGGAGCCAGUUGGUAUUCUCUGUCCAAAGGAAUGCAGGACUUUAACUACCUAUACACCAACUGCUUUGAGAUCACUCUGGAACUCAGCUGUGACAAGUUCCCCCCGGCAUCAGCCCUGUCAAGAGAAUGGCUGGGCAACAGAGAGGCCCUGAUCUCCUUCCUGGAGCAGGUGCAUCAUGGGAUCAAAGGAAUGGUGUAUGAUAACAACAACAACCCAAUCGGCAACGCAGAGAUUUCAGUAGCUGGUAUCAACCACGAUGUGACCACUGGUGUGGAUGGAGACUACUUCAGAUUGCUGUUACCAGGCACCUACACUGUGACAGCAUCAACAUCAGGAUACUUGCCCUCUACCAGCACGGUGACAGUGGGACCUGCUGAGGCUAUACAGUUGCACUUUUACCUGAAAGUGGCACCAAAAGACACAAAUCUGACACAGUCCCACCACAGCAAGAAAAACCUCUCCUCAGCUAAGGUGGGCCCAAGAUGAGACAUGGGUGUGAGAUAAACAAAGAACACGCCCACAUGUCCACGCAGAGGGAACAAUUGACUAUGUGUAAUAAAUGUCACUUAAAGAUACACCUAUUUUGUAAGCCUGAUUUACUUCUGAUUUGUACUGUAUGAGCGCUAUAAUUUUGUGAUUUUCAAGGACAGUUUUCAUGUUCACAUUUUGAGUAAAAAGAAUACAUAGAUUUCCAGUAAUUUCAUGAAAUGAAUCAACAAUAAAAGGUGGUAAAUGCUUUACUUUAAUUAUUAGUCAUUGAAAUUGAUGUGCAAAAAUAUCUAUAUAGCAGCAUAGCGCAUCAUUUCAAUACUAUAAAGAUAAACAAUUAUUUAAAGAUAAAAAUAAAAAUGAAUUGUUGAAACAAUUGGUUUUAUGAAAUAUGAUAUCUUAUAUUGUGAUACUAGCUUUAAUUAAUUAAAGGAAUACUACACUCA